GAAUGUGACUAACGGAGGAGAAAGAGGAGUGUUAGGGAAGGAGAAUAUUGCCUCCACUCCUCUAGUACUGAGGCAGUACGCAUAUAGACGGCGUUCUGGAUCGCGUUCAUCCGUAAAUGGUGGAAACAACAUGAACGGUGGACGCGCACUCCCGCCGGGCGCUGCGCCUCUGAACCCACAGGAGCAGCUGCAUAAUCAAGGCCAAGUUCCCACCAGACAAGGGGCAUAUCCGACAUCGAGGCGCUACUCAGGUGGAGCGCACCGUCGCUCGGCUUCUGGUGCCGCAGUGCCAGCUGCAACGGCUCUUGCUAGUACAACUGCAGCUGGUGUAGGAGAAGUAGUAGUGAACCAGGAAAUGGAGAAAGGGCACGCUGCAGAUUCGGGCUCGGAAACACUUGCUCCAGGACCGAGGACAAAGAAGGCGGCACCACCAAGUUCGUAUCGCGGUUCCCGCACUUCGUUCAGCGGCCCCGGUACAGGUUCCAGUACCAACGUUGCUGAGGAUGCACAUCCCCUAUCUCCGAAUCCAUCUGAAGACCCCAACUCACCGCACCCAAAUACGAAUGUAAAUGGGGAAGCACCAAGCAGUGUAGGGCACGGCUCGAUCGUAUCGGCGACUUCGAACCAGAAUAUUUCUGCUGCAGCCGCAGCUGCUAUGUAUGCUCAUCAAUACCCGCAUAGUCCUGUGGGUUAUCAAUACCCGCCUUCUCCGCCGCCUGUCGGAUCGCCUGUAUCCCCACAUGCCGCAUAUGUCAGUGUUCCCGGUGCAGGAUACACCUCUACAAUGCCGGGAUACACACCCACAGGUCAGCCCAUCGUGUACCCGAAUGUCCCAGCUCCAGGUCACUUCGUAAACGGAAUUCCAGUGGGAGGAAGUGGAUAUGCAACUCCCGUCCCGCGCGGCCCACCUCCGCACAAUGCGUUCAUGGUGAACAGCGCUAUCGCACGUAGUAGCUUGAGUGCGAGCGUGAGUGGUAGUGCAGUUGAUCUCGUACCAUACGCUGCGCGGAUGAAUGGGACUGCAGUGGGACAGUCGAGGAGGAACAGCAUUGAUGUUGGUGGAUUCGCACCACCACAACCACCAUUCGCACAAGGAGCGUAUCCGCCAUCAUCUCCUGGUACACCUGGUACACCAGAAUUGAGACAUGCAGGAUCGCUUCCGCGUCUUCGGGAGCCAUUCCUUUCCCCUGCGAGUCGUCGAUCGAGUACCGUGUGGCAACCACCGACACCUGCGAUGUAUACUGCUAGCAAUGUAGGGUAUGAAGGAGGCGACGGACGCGGAGGAAGCGGAUUUUUCGGCGGCUACGGGUACAACGGCGUUGGGUCAGGGAGCAACACGAUGCUCGCCCUGCCGGGUAAGAAGGAGCCAUUGCCGAGUAGUGCGUUGCAAAGGAAAAUUAGCAUGUCGGAGAAACCAUGGAUGAGGCAGCGUCAGAAAGGCGAACGUGCCGCAUGGUGGGUGACGUUCUGCAUUAUGUGGAUUGGUAUCGCCGUUGGUGCAGUCGUGAUCUUUUUCGGAUUCUCGAAUGUCGAGAAGAUUAACCGCCCGCUAUGCUCAGUGCUUGAUGAGAAUUUUAACACGUUCGACACGAACACAUGGACGAAGAACGUAUCGCUCGGUGGAUUUGGGAACGGCGAGUUCCAGAUGACGACUGACUCAUCUGACAAUCUCUACAUCAAGAACGGAGAACUAUAUAUCAUGCCAACGCUGACUUCAGACGAGAUUGGUGCCUCAAGUAUCUUUGAUGGGUACACGUACAACCUCACGGGAUGCACGGAGACAUGGAACGCGAGUGCUUGUAACGUGAGGAGUGACCAAGGCACGAAUACCGUGGUUAAUCCUGUAAAGAGUGCGCGGAUUAGUACGCAGAAUAGUGUGAGUAUGGCUUAUGGAAAGGUUGAGGUGAGGGCGAAGAUGCCGCGUGGAGACUGGCUUUGGCCCGCGAUUUGGAUGUUACCGAAGGACGAGAAGUAUGGGGCAUGGCCUAGAAGUGGAGAGAUUGAUAUCGUCGAAGCGCGCGGUAACUCAGCAUCAUACCCAAGGCAAGGCAACAACUUCGUUCGUGGUUCGCUAAACUGGGGACCCCUCGACACUGUCGUUGCCAAUGCCUUUGGCUGGCAAUUUCAAAAACGCUCAACUUAUUCCUCGGGAUUCCAUACCUACACACUAGAAUGGACGCCUGACUUCAUUCGCAUCUCCGUCGACAGCAAGCUGCGUGCGAUGCUCGACCUCAACAUAAAGAAGACAUCCUUCUGGGAACGUGGUGGCUUCCCUGUCACCGCACAGAAUGGGUCUACACAAGCAGUUGUACAAGAUAUCUGGGAAGGUCAACCGAAUGCCGCACCAUUUGAUCAGGAGUUCUAUCUGAUCAUUGACUUGGCUGUUGGAGGGACAAGCGGGUGGUUCCCUGAUAAUGUUGGAGGCAAGAUGUGGUUCGAUGGAAGCGCAACCGCAAUGACGGACUUUGCAAAGGCGCAGGAUACUUGGAGUGCGACUUGGCCGAGCAGUGACGAUGAUCGUGCGUUGAGAGUUGAUUCAGUAAAGAUGUGGAAGCUUUGCUGAGUGGUGAGGCGUAUGUUCGGACUGAAACUGAUUCUGAAUUGUCUUGGACUCUGUUGUUGACUUUUUCACCUUGUUUCUUUACUGUCUUUUCGUGAGCCUGCGACUACCUGAUAUACAAUUCUACUUCCCCCCCUUCACGUACUUUUUUCUGCUUCCACCUUUUAAUACCCAUGAAUGGACUAGACCUUCAGGCUUGGCUCUGAAUUCUCAAACACGACUCUGACGCACGCAUUACUCCCCCAUUCUAGUUUUGUAUGAUAGCCCAUCUUCGUAGACCGCUGCUUUCUGCAUGCUUCUUGUAAUCCUGUGCUCAUCCUCCCUCUCCGAAUCCCCAUAUUCAUAAAUAUCGUACUCGCC
Molecule: messenger RNA, 2920 nt
Organism: Fomitiporia mediterranea MF3/22
Lineage: Eukaryota; Fungi; Basidiomycota; Agaricomycetes; Hymenochaetales; Hymenochaetaceae
Exons: 6
Coding region: 131-2563 (810 amino acids)
Biological process (GO): carbohydrate metabolic process
Molecular function (GO): hydrolase activity, hydrolyzing O-glycosyl compounds
Source: RefSeq, a predicted model, not a curated record